ACCACCGAGCCUACAAGAAAAGAACUUGGACUCUAAUCAGUUUGAAAUCAGAGUUAACCAAAAUGAGUUUGACACCAAAGAACAAGGAGUAUUUUAUCAAGGACUAUUAAGAAUACACUUUUACGACUUAUUUUCCUAUCAGAGAGUUCGAGGAGCCAUUGCUCGAACCUCUUUUGCUGAAAUAGUUUUUGAAGAAGCCAUUCCUAUCGACCAAGAAUUUUUACCAAGAGAGCAACAUGAUUUUAGAGACUUAGUAAAAAGUUUAAAAGGAAGAAGGGGAAAAGACGGCCAAAAAAUACCUACUAAAAUAACUUUUUUAGCCAAUGCUUAUUCUUGGAGAGUCAGAAAAGUUAACAAAAAAUAUUGUCUGAUGCAUUUUACCAAAAACAAGAAGGAAACUGACAAGGAAUUAGUUAAUUUUUGUUUUAACUUGGAAGAAAAAGCUAAAAGUAAACUGAAAAACUGUGUUUUGAGAAAAAAGCCUGCCCUGAUUAGCAACACAGUUAAAAUAAUGAAUAGCAUUUUAAGUAUCGAUCCAGGAGGCAAAACAGGAAUUUAUUAUAAAAAUGGAGAACAAGAACAACUUUUAGAGAUAAAUAAGCC
Messenger RNA from Racocetra persica, 603 nucleotides. The record is from the annotation of a GenBank genome assembly. Lineage: Eukaryota; Fungi; Glomeromycota; Glomeromycetes; Diversisporales; Gigasporaceae.